UAAGCCCCUCGCCGCACCAGCGUGCUGAGGCCGAAACCACAAGACACGCAAGCACCUGUACUGUCAAGUGCUCGAUCAAGUCCUCCAUGGACAAGAGCCGCCACGACAAGGCCGGCGGCCGCGGCGUGGGCGUCGGCGGCCGGCUGAGGCAGCGGCUCGCGCAGAUCCUCCUCCACUCGUCCUGCGCCACCACCUCCACGACCGCCUUCGUCGGCGUCGCCAGCACCAAUGCCGCGGCGGCCACCGUCGUCACCAAUAACGCCGCGGCCUCGCGCCAAGAACCACCACCUCCUCGGUGCGCCCACGAGCCACAGCCCAAACUCGUCAACGGCAGGUGCCAGCGUCGCCACCGCCGCCGCAGCUCGCGGGCGCUUGUUCACAUCUCCAUCGACUGCUCCGCGCGCUCGGUCGGCGCGGCAGUCUUGCCUUCGCCGGUGCCGGCGGCGAGGGGCGCCGGCGCCGUUAAGAGCGGCACGCGCAGGAAGGGCGAUGGCAGUAGGCGCAUCAGCUCGCCGCUGUACAGUUGGUCGUCGUCCUCCGACACCGACGGCGAGCUGGCGCCGUUCAGCAGUGACGGGGAGAGGGGCCAGGCGACCGACACGAGGUCGACGCUCUUCUCGUCCCACAGCUUCUCCUCCGACACCACCGCGGACUUCUACAGCGCCACGGGCCCCAGCACCAGACCAAGGCGGCACAGGAACCCGCCUCCUCGCCGCGCAGCGCCGCCGCCGAGGCGCGCGCCCAGGCCCCCCGACGUGUUCCGGCCGCCGGCAUCCGCGGCGGGCAAGGUCCAGCACGACAAGGAGAAGGAUAAGAAGCUGGCGGACCGCAAGAACGGAGGCGACGCCGUGGCGGCCGCGGGCAGCACGGCGGUAGUGAAGCGGUCGCACGACCCGUACGCCGACUUCCGGAGCUCGAUGGUGGAGAUGGUGGCCGGGCGGCGCCUCCGCGGCGCGGACGCGCUGAGCGAGCUCCUGGUGUGGUACCUGUCCCUGAACUCGCCGCGGCACCACCCGGCCAUCCUCGCCGCCUUCGAGGACGUCUGGGAGGCCGUCCUGGGCAGCGAGCCCUGAUCGAUCGAUCAUCGUUUUAGCUCACGUAGUGCACGUCAUCGCGGCGUCUCGCGCCUUCUUCGUUCCAUGUAUAGUCUUUUUUAGUUUCUUUCAGUGAACGCGUGCUUGUGUGUGUGGAUUCUGUCAGCUAGCAAUAACAUUGCCUCGUUUUCUCAGU
Molecule: messenger RNA, 1230 nt
Organism: Setaria italica (foxtail millet)
Lineage: Eukaryota; Viridiplantae; Streptophyta; Magnoliopsida; Poales; Poaceae
Exons: 1
Coding region: 87-1073 (328 amino acids)
Biological process (GO): negative regulation of DNA-templated transcription
Source: RefSeq, a predicted model, not a curated record